GCGCCAUCGCCUUCCCCGCCUCCUCUCGACACGCAUCCCCUGUUCCCCUACCAUACCCAUGGCCACCGACCGUCUCCUCUACUUUCUCCUAGCGCCAACAGGCUUUCCGGCUGCCGACCCCACCCGCGCGGCUCGCCGGAGUCCUCUACAGACGCAGCGGGUCCACUUUUGUCAGGGUGCUACGGUGAUGCGGCGUGCAUCCCUAUCCUGCUCGAGCACUAGCUCCGGCGGGGAGGGGAGGCCAGGCUAACGUACAAGGAUGCUGGCGUGGACAUAGACGCCGGCGCCGAGCUUGUCCGCCGCAUAGCUAGGAUGGCACCCAGGAUUGGCGGCUUCGGGGGUCUCUUUCCCAACAAUGACGAUUAUCUUGUUGCUAGCACCGACGGGGUCGGGACGAAGCUGAAGCUUGCUUUCGAAAGUGGUAUUGAUGACACAAUCGGCAUUGACCUGGUGGCAAUGAGCGUCAAUGACAUUGUUACUUUAGGUGCAAAACCAUUGUUCUUCCUAGAUUACUAUGCAACAAGCAAGCUUGAUGUUGAUCUUGUAGAGAAGUACUUUGUAAUUUUUUAGGUUAUCAAGGGGAUUAGGGAUGGGUGCGAAUAAUCAGAUUGUGCUCUCCUAGGAGGAGAGGUAAGAUUUCUGAAAUCAAAUUACCAUGACUUAGCAAUUCAACCAUGCGGUAUUGCGCCAUUAUCCUUGUAAGCUCGAUAACUGUAUAUGAAUGGAUCUUUGAACU
This is a messenger RNA of Zea mays, 736 nucleotides long. RefSeq names its product phosphoribosylformylglycinamidine cyclo-ligase, chloroplastic. Lineage: Eukaryota; Viridiplantae; Streptophyta; Magnoliopsida; Poales; Poaceae. The record is from RefSeq and is a predicted model, not a curated record. Gene Ontology annotation, biological process: adenine biosynthetic process; 'de novo' IMP biosynthetic process. The coding region runs from base 313 to 570 and encodes 85 amino acids. Gene Ontology annotation, molecular function: phosphoribosylformylglycinamidine cyclo-ligase activity; phosphoribosylamine-glycine ligase activity. The transcript has 4 exons. Gene Ontology annotation, cellular component: cytosol.